Molecule: messenger RNA, 690 nt
Organism: Fusarium sp. VM40
Lineage: Eukaryota; Fungi; Ascomycota; Sordariomycetes; Hypocreales; Nectriaceae
Source: the annotation of a GenBank genome assembly
AUGCCGACUGCUAAGCCGACACGUACUGUCUUCUACGGUCGCGACAAGGCACUACCUGAGGAUUCUGUUGGCCCUCGUGAGAGUAUCGAAAACGAAGAGCCUUUUGUGAAGGUGGUCUCUGAUAUUCAGGACUUUGACGACUAUGAGAGCUUUGACGAAGAUCUCCGCUCUGUAACUCCUGAAAAUGCCGAGGAGAAGACUGCACGAGAGAAGCGACCUGUCUCCCAUGACGAGGAAAGCAGUGAGGAGGACUCGAAGGCGAAAGUGAAACCUUCUCCUAAGCGCCAGCGACGCUCUGCUGCCGAAGAAUCUGUUAUGCCCCGCCGCUCCAAGCGUGUCGCAUCUGCUGCCCCUUCCGUCAAGGAUGAGGCUUCUCCCACCAAAACUGCCGUCAAGAGAGGCCCUGGGCGUCCUCCCGCUGGGAUACAACGCAAAGGAGAGGAGGUUAUGAACUCAAAGAGAGGUAGGGGACGGCCUACCACCAAGCGCCAGGUGACUAGCCCUGACAGCGACACUGAAUGGGAAGUUGAGGAGAUCGUGGAGUCGCGGAUUGAUACUACGACGAAAAAGCAAGUUUACCUCGUCAAGUGGAAGGGGUACAGUAGCAAACACAACACCUGGGAGCCGAGGAAAAACUUGGGCAAUUGCUUGAAGCUCGUCAGGAAGUUUGAGGAGCGUCAGAUGGCCUAG